AUGACUCCUACAGAAGCUGAGCUGGCGUUGAAGAUCCUCUUCAAGAAAUUCAACAUCAACUACAAUGCAGAAGAUGAGAUCUGGAAGAAGGGCAGUGUUGUGUACAGAAAAUUCGAAGACAGGCAAACAACCGGAGAAGCAGCUUUGGGGAACCAAUCUCCCCAACCAACCACUGAUCAAGAAAAGAAGAAGCCAAAAUCCAAAACACAAUUGGAAAAGGAGAAGAAGAGAAAACAAAAAGCAAGAGUUGUGGUCGAGCACGUUGACAUUAUCAAGGAUAAGUUCUGGCAGGAGAACCCAUGGAUCCUGGAUUAG
Aureobasidium musti is the source of this 315-nucleotide messenger RNA. The record is from the annotation of a GenBank genome assembly. Lineage: Eukaryota; Fungi; Ascomycota; Dothideomycetes; Dothideales; Saccotheciaceae.